Molecule: messenger RNA, 2389 nt
Organism: Hydra vulgaris (swiftwater hydra)
Lineage: Eukaryota; Metazoa; Cnidaria; Hydrozoa; Anthoathecata; Hydridae
Source: RefSeq, a predicted model, not a curated record
GGAUUUGUAAUAAAAUAUUACAUCUGCCUAAAAUAUCACAUCCCCCAUAGACAAAACGAAAACGAGAUUGCGCUUUCGAGUCAUUGCACUUAGAAGCGUAUCAAGUACGUCCGAAAUAUUAGUUAUAAACAAUAUAACAAACACGCAACGAGGUUCACAAAAACUUUUUUCUACUAACAUACUAUAAAUGAAGUUAGCAUAAAAUGAUAAUAAGUUGAAGCGUAAAGUGAAGAUUUGUGGAAACUUUUAUUAUGCGGAUAUUGUUGUGGAUGUCCAAGAACAAAAAAAAGUUUUUGAUGCAGAGCAUAACAGUCCUUUAGGGAGCCAUGGUGGCACUAACAAAACAAUUAUGAAAAUGCUGGAAAAAUAUUAUUGGCCUAAUAUUACCGGAGAUAUUAAAAAAUGGAUAAAACAAUGCCUUCGAUGUCAAACUUCGGGUCAACUGCUUUCAGUAUCCGAACCUUUGCAUUAUAUAAAGACAACAAGAGUAUGGGAAAUUAUAGGUAUAGACUUUGCUGGCCCAUUUAUUGAAACAUCAAAGGGUAACAAAUACUUCAUGAGUUGUACUGAUUUAUUUUCUAAAUGGCCUAUAGAUAUAACUUGACAUUGUACCCCGUAUAAAAAAACACAUAUUGAAAACUUAACUAAUAUAGUCACUAAGGUAAUUGCUGCUGCCUCUUAAAUUUAAAAAUCUUAUUUUUGAGACCUAAUCUAUAAUCCUCUAUUUGUUUGAAUUCUUUUAUUCUAUUUACUAUACUUAUAAAUUUUAGAACAUUGAAGAAGCUCAAUUAAAGCAAAAAAAGUACUAUGAUGAAAGAGUUUCGAAAAAUAUCAAAUGUAACGAAGAAAAUAUUAAUAUUGGAGACAAAGUUUUACUUCUUGAUAUUAGAGGAAAAAGAAGCAAAGGAGCAGCUUUUAAGCCACGGUUUAAAGGGCCUUAUGAAGUAAGCCGUAUUACAAAAAGUGGAAAUUUCAAACUGAGUAGCAGAAAAGUUAUUAUAAAAGGAACCCACAAAAGAGCCCAUGUCAAGAAAUUUAUCGCAGGUACUUGUGAUAAAGAUACAAUUAUAACAAAAAACGAAGUAGAAAUUGAAAAAAAACAUUCAUCGAUGGAAAGCAUAAACGAUAAGGCAGAGACACCAAUAAAAAAACUUUGAAAUUAAAGAUAGUGAAGGUAUGUAUUAAAAACUUACCUAUUCACUUGUUAUUCUUAGCGUUUUAUUUUAUUUACAAUUUAUUUUCUAGAAGAGGCAGAUAAUUAUAUGAAAAACUUUUCAGUUAAAGACAGUAAAGAGGUGGCAGAUACAAAAAAAAGUUUCGUAGUAAAAGAUGGUAAAAAGAAGGCAGAGAAAUCAAUCCCCUUUGUAGUUGAAGAUAGUGAAGAGAAGGCAGAGAAACCAGUUGAAGAUAGUGAAGAAGUGACAGAUAAUCAGAUAAAAAGCUCGGUAGUUAAAGACAAUGAAGAGGUGGCAAGUAUUGCAUAUUUUUUAGAGAAGGCAGAGACAAAAAAAAACUUUUCAGAUAAAGACAGUAAAGAGAUAGUAAAUAUAAGAAAAAGCUGCAUAGUUGAAGAUGCAGAAGGUCACGAAAUAAUAAAGUGUCUCCGUAUUAUAAACCCGGUAAAAGUCAUUAUGGGUAUAUAUCCAGAAAUAGGUGGCUGCAAGGUAUACGAUUAUUCCUUACAAGAUACUUUAAACGAAUGCCUCAGUGACGAAGUUGUUUAUAUUUAUCUCAAAAUAUUAGUAAACAGUAAGGAAAAGAAUCGAAUCGAAGUACUGUCGCCAGCUGGGCUUCUCUCACUGGAUGAAUUGCCUAUUAAAACUGAUUUAAUACGAAGAAGGCAUAAGAAAGAGCUCUUUAAACUAGAUAUGCUAAUAUGCUGCAUGGUGGCAAAAUUCCAUUGGACGCUUGUAAUAAUCAAACCUGGUGAUAGAAAAAUUCACUAUAUGGACCCUAUGGGAGAACAGAUAAAUUCCAUUAAAAAAGAAGAAGUGAAAUGGAAUUGCUACUUACAACAAAGAUAUGGUGUUACAGAAAAGUUUAAAAUCUUAACGUUACCACAUGCUAUACAAGCUGAUGGUAUAUCAUGUGGAGUAUUCUGCCUUAAGAUAAAAUGUGAUAUUUGCAUUCCGAAUCGAUAGUAUCAUAUGGGAUGCAUUGUAUUUAAAAAUGAAACUAUAUUUUGUUGUGAAAAAAUUUAUAUAUAAAUGUAACAAUAAGUGAAACUUUACAAACUGCAGUUAUUUCUUUUUCUUCAAAAUUUUUCGUAAAUUGAACCAAUUUAAAUGUUUAUGCACUAAGAGAUAAAAACACAAAUAAGUGAACUUUUUUUUCUUAGUUUCAGUAACUUCUUGUAUAGUUAUAAUACUUUAAGUUGUUGAAAGCCAUA